AUGAACGUCGAACGGCGUUUUCUGCUCUGGGGAAUCAGGUCCUCUAACAAUCCUGUCAACCUGCAAGGCACCCUCAUCGGCGAUCGUGACGUGCUGAAGGCAUGGAAGAAGGAGCUUGAACGCAAGAUCAACCUCUCAGACGAUACGGGGAGCGAUUUCUUGGCAAAUGGCACCGAGUUCGACGCAAUCAAGCCUGGUGAAGUUAGCGCUUAUCCUUCCUUCAUCAAAGGUCUCAACGCGCUCGUUGCUUCAUUCCCUGACCAGAAGAGGCUGUCGUUCUUCGACUGUCAUACCCAAUCUCAGCGGUUCCCCUACGCCGAUUUCGCCUCUAACCACCACAAGUCCUAUCCGGACAUCGCUGUCUCUUUUCCUGGUCAGAUCCUGGACGCCGAGACCUCACAUCUCGACUGGCCACGGUUUUCCAUGAUCGUCGAACUGAAAGCCGAAAAUGAGGAUCCUUUUUGCGGCAAAGGCCUCCAGUACUGCGGGACGCUUGUCCAGCUCGCUGUGAAUGCUCGAAACCUCCUGCAUGCUCACAGCCUCCUUGCUGCCUUUGUCAUUGGUGUUUACGGCGACAUGGUGCGCAUUGCUCGCUUCGACCACGCUGGUGCUAUUUUCUCCCAAUCCCUGUCGCUGCGUGUGGUCGAUGACCUCCGCAUCAUCCAACGAUUUUUCUGGAAUUUUGCCCACCCCAACGACGGCGAAACAGUGGUGGGCUGCGACCCGACCGUUCGCAGGCUGACGCCUGAUGACGAGGAAUGGCUCAAGCAUCGGUUGGAGCUCGCCGGGGUGAGCACUGAGGGGCUCUUGUCCUCCGAAGCCCGUCGGGCCGAGGUCUUCAAUGACGAUGUGUCAGGGAAUGCGGGUGUGUCCGCUGCAUACAUCCUCUUCAAGGCGCUCGACGUCAACGACCGUCUGUUCUCUCGAGCGACCACCGUGUGGUUGGGAAUCUGUGACACCCGUAGCUUGGUUAACGGUCGCCUCGUUGACCUUUCUGUGGACAGCAUUCCGGCGGAAGACCUGAAGGUGCGGAUUGUCAAAGACGCGUGGCGACCAGUUGUUCGACGUUCGGAGAAGGAUUUCUAUGCACGCCUGUCAAGGGUACCUCCGGCUGAGCGCGUGGGGGUUCCUAGUCUCGUCUGCGGUGGGGAUCUGGGAGAGCGUGAGCAGACGUUCACCUGGCGUCAAUCUCGGGGGUCUGAGUAUUGGCAUCGCGAACGAAGCCAUAUGCGCUUCGUGGUCGACAAAGUUGGACGACCUCUGAUCAAGUUCCGGAACACUCGGGAGAUGACAGCUGCCAUUCGGGAUGCGAUUCGGGGACAUCGUGUUGCUAUGACCCGCGCGGGCAUCCUCCACCGGGAUGUGAGCGUCAACAACAUACUCAUCGUCGACGACCCUGUAGAACAAGAUUCAUUCACCGGUUUCAUCCAUGAUUUCGAUUAUUCCUCUAUGAGUCGCGAGUUCCCAGCUGCCAACAUGGCUUCACUAUUUUCUGAGCUCUUGCUUGGCGACAACGAUGGCGGUGAGCUUCAGAAGAGAACGGGAACGUUCUACUUCAUGGCUAUCCAGCUCCUGAGCGAUGAAGGCGAUAUUCAUGGGCCACACCACGACUUGCAGUCGUUCUACUGGGUGAUCCUCUGGGUCGUCCUUCGCCACACAGAUCACACUCAUCCCAAGGGUGAUGAAGCUUGCCCGUACAUCUUCGAUCGUGGCGAGCGGGCUUCCCUUGCCGCGAAAUACAGCUGGCUCUCUGGAUGCCUCCGCAAGGAUCUCUGCGUACGCGACAACGUCCCCUUGACCGUUCUCCUGAAGGAGUUCGGAGAUUUAUGUGUCCAGAAGUUGUUGUCGGACGACCAGCCGCUCGACUACGAUGAGGUACUUGCGAUCUUCGACAAAGUACUAGAUUCGGACGGGUAUCGGGAUCUAUGGCCCGCGAAGGAUGCGCCCAAGGCCUACAAGCUUCCAGACACUCGCAUCAAGGACGAGCUCUCCUCAGGGCAGCGCCUUAGGGCCUCUAAACGGAAACGGGAGGCCGAGAAGGCCUGUGGGACCAGAAGCGAUUCAGAAACCGACAUGGAUGAUGAAACCAAGGACUUCGAACCCUAUGACGAGAUCCGCAGGCGCCCCCUGCCUGGCCGCGAUGGCUACGCAAAUUCCGUUGGUGCCUCCAACCCCGGCCGCCUGAUCGAGACCGACCCUUCGUUCACCCUUUGCAGCCCCACUAGAAACUACGAUGUUCCUUUGAUGGAGGCCUGCGAGGUCGAGGCGAUUCUAGACUGCUCCGACUCUGAAGAUCAGCCGGAUGACGCCCCCGACAGUAGCCCCAUCCAAAGGGCUAAGCGUCGAAAGACAGCUGUAUCGGGACCCCGAACCAGUGCAUCUAGCACGAAGGCUUCCACGACUUUGGUCGGCACGUCGGGGAGCUCUCUAGCGAAGAGGGUAUCUAUGAGAGAGCUCAACUCGCUCGACCAGUCUACUGUCGACGUGGAGUCCUGGCGCGGCGCAACGAGCAACACCCGAUCCGUGGGCGGUGGUGCGGCUGGCCCGUCUCGAAUCCAGCCUGGCAGGAACGAGAGAAGCAUCCCGCAAGCGUCAAGCAACGCGAGGGCGGGUCGUGCCCGUGCUACGCGCGGCCGUCAGCGUAGCGGGAAAGAGAAGGCAAUGCGAACUGAAUGA
Messenger RNA from Dichomitus squalens LYAD-421 SS1, 2676 nucleotides. RefSeq lists its product as uncharacterized. NCBI's taxonomy places the organism in Eukaryota, Fungi, Basidiomycota, Agaricomycetes, Polyporales, Polyporaceae. The record is from RefSeq and is a predicted model, not a curated record. Gene Ontology annotation, biological process: protein phosphorylation. Gene Ontology annotation, molecular function: protein kinase activity. Bases 1 to 2676 code for a protein of 891 amino acids. The transcript has 8 exons.